AUGGGUGACGCGGCUGCGUCGUCGUCUAUGUCUUCGUCACCGUCCGCUUUCCCCAGGAACCCCUGGAACGCGACCGUGGGCGACUCGGACCACCAGGACCCCUUGUUGGUCUAUCCGGGCGUCCCUUACCCGGACCUCACGCAGCUGCCGGGAGUGUGCAGUGCUUUCGUUUUGUUGUACAUUGUAGUGAUGGUGCUAGCGCUAGUCGGCAACUCGAUGGUGUGCUACACUGUGCUUUCGGACCGCAAGAUGCACACGGCCGUCAACUACUACAUGGUCAACCUCGCGGCCUGCGACUUGGCCGUCGGUGCGUUCGUUCUGCCGGUCAAGCUGAUGGAACUAGCCGGUCCGGCAUCGUGGUCCCUGAUGACAGACUGGCUCUGCACGGCACUGCUUUAUUCCCAGACGGUCGUCGUCUUUGCGUCUGUGUUGACGCUUGUCGCCACCUGCCUGGAGAGGUAUUUGGCCAUUGUGCAUCCACUCGUCUCUAGAGCUCAGCAGAGCAAGGCACGCGCGAAACGCAUCCUGCUGGGAGUCUGGGCCGCCCCGUGCUUGCUGGCGUCGCCGUUCCUCCAGCCCGCGAGGGCCGAGUCCGACACCCUGUGGUCCCAGUACGGCAGCAUCUCACGGAGAAGCUGCCUCAUCACGCUCGAUCCAAGCUUCAGGAGGGCCUACUAUGCGAGCCUAUUCGUGCUGAUGUACCUGCUACCUCUGGCGUUCAUCGGCUGGACGUGCGGCCGCAUCGCCCGCUGUCUACUCAGGGGCAUCGCUCUCACCCGACAGGGUAGUCUGCGCCGACAGGAGGCGAACCGGCGAAAGGUAGCCAAGAUGGUGAUGGUCGUGGCCGCGGCAUUCGCCCUGUCAUGGACGCCAUACUUCCUGGUGUCCAUGUGGACGCAGUUCGGCACCAACUACCUGGAAAAGCAGAACUACUUCUUCACCAUGCUCAGCAUCAACCUGCUUGCGUUCAUCAAUUCGUGCGUCAACCCAUUCAUCUACGCGGCCAUGAGCAGGCGCUUCCGGGGCGGCUUCCGGCGCAUCCUGCUUCCGGUCGCCUGCAUCGGAAGCUGCAAUUCCAGAUCCGGCUGGCCGCCCACCGCAAGGCCUGCGGUUCCCGCCUAUUCAUCGUCGUUCCGGCUUCGCCUCCAUCGGCUGCCGAACGGAACCAGCCUGCUGUCGACUGCGUCCAGUGGGUCGCAGAGCGACACCCAGACGCACUUGGCACUCCCGGGGGCUCACCCCCAGCAUCGAGUGGCGGUGGCGUUGAGGAACGCGAGGCAGGCUAGACUCGCCAACGGCAACGUCCUCAGAGACACGGCCACCACCACGGACACCGGACUGUUCUCGCUCCUCGCCACCAUCACUGCCAAGAACAGUAGUCCAGGUCGACAGCAGUGA
Messenger RNA from Rhipicephalus microplus (southern cattle tick), 1398 nucleotides. RefSeq names its product galanin receptor type 1. Gene Ontology annotation, cellular component: plasma membrane. Gene Ontology annotation, molecular function: G protein-coupled receptor activity. Gene Ontology annotation, biological process: G protein-coupled receptor signaling pathway. The record is from RefSeq and is a predicted model, not a curated record. NCBI's taxonomy places the organism in Eukaryota, Metazoa, Arthropoda, Arachnida, Ixodida, Ixodidae.